Seriola aureovittata is the source of this 2557-nucleotide messenger RNA. Its product is annotated as myelin-oligodendrocyte glycoprotein-like. The record is from RefSeq and is a predicted model, not a curated record. Lineage: Eukaryota; Metazoa; Chordata; Actinopteri; Carangiformes; Carangidae. The transcript is spliced from 4 exons. The coding region runs from base 370 to 1110 and encodes 246 amino acids.
GGUUCCUCGCUGCUAUUUUUAUCUGACAUUGUUUAUCGAUUCUUUUUCACUGGAAAAAGGUGUAAAAAUCCCUGCGCGCGCUUCCUCUGUAUUGUCAACUUCCGCGGAAUUGUUGUUCGUUCGUUCGUUCAUUUUUCGCCCUUAUAAAACACAGCUGUGUGGUUAUUAAUAAAAGCACAGAUGUCUUUAGAGAUUUACUUGCAUGUAGAUUAGAUCUACAGAGAAGUGGCUUGAUUUGCUCUGAAUGUAAAAAAUACCAAGUACCCGGCAGUGGGUGGAGUGACGCUGACGGAGCUGUCUGGGAUGUUAUGACUCUUACACAGUCAUAACAGCAGGAGUUUGAUCCGGUGACAUCGUACCGGUUUUUAAAUGGACAUUAAGGAACUCAGUCAGAGUUUUUCGUUCUCACCGUUGAUCUGUUUGACUCUCACCGUGUUUUUGCUGCAGUUCACCUGCACGUCUGCUGAAGGUCAGUUACAGGUGAUAGGAUCACCUCAUCCCAUCGUGGCCACUCCGGGCGAUGACGUCAUCCUGCCGUGCCACGUGGAGCCUCCGGUGAACGUGGCGGGGUUAACGGUGGAGUGGUCGAGGCCCGACCUUCGACCUUAUCCCAAUGAUCUGCAGAAGCGGGUCGGCUUUGUGCAUCUUUACCGGGACAGCCGUGAGGUCCUGGACAUGAAGAUCUCGUCGUACGUCCUGAGGACGGCGCUGUUCUUAGAAGACCUGAGACGAGGCAACAUAUCGCUCAAGAUCACUAAUGUGACGCUCACAGACGAAGGGAGAUACAGAUGUUUCAUCCCAAAGUUAAAAAGCCUGAAAAAAUCUUCUAUUGUUAAUCUUGAAAUUGAUCAAAGCUCAACUAAUACCUCAACAGAGACGCCGCUAAAUCCCAAAAACCUCCGAACCCCGGGUCCUACCGAAGAGAUGGACAGUGAGGCAGGUGACGUGUCCAGUCGGAGCAGACUGGCCCUCCUUUUCGCCUUUUUGCUGAUUGUGGCUUUUGUAGUCGGAGGAUUUUUAGUACGUGUGUGUGUGUGUGAAAAAAAAAAAAAGAAGGUAAGUCAGACGCUUUAUUUUUUAUUUUUGGAUUCUAUGUAUUUUCUUCAAUGAUAAGUGCUGGAUAAAAUAAAGGAAACAGAAUGUGUAAUUUGUGUGUAGAUCUUUUUCUUUGGGAGACAGUUGACUAAUAAUUUUCUUUUAAUUGUUCCUCCAGCUUAUGACAGCACCUUAAAUAUACCUGUGGGGUUGAAAACUCUGACGCCACUUUCAGGUGCCUUGCUCGGUAAACAUUGUUAAAGGAGAUGAGAGCACUACCCGCUUACCCGGAUAUAAUUAGUUGAUGAAUUCACACCAGAAACGUCUCUGGCCACGAGUGAACUCAGAGGAUCUGCAGAAGAGAGGCUUUCAUGAUGUGGAUUAAAAAUGGACCUGUGAUAUUUAAAUACUGACACCUGCUCUGAUGACAUCUGUUGAGUUGAAAUAGAACUAGUCUGUUCCUCAUUUGAAUUAUAUUUACAUCUGCUGCGUGCACACCCACAUGGACACCGGAAACUUUGCAUGCAGCUUUUAGUUGGACGUGAACACACAGAGGCAUUUCAUCUGUAUUUAGAUACACUUCCUUUGGAGAGAAAAGUCAUCAUUUUAGUUAUGCCCUCCUUUUAUUUGCAGCGUAUGCAUGUUGCAAUAUGCAGGCAUAUUGCAGAUCCAUAUACAAAUAACGCACCAAACAGGUUUGUAUAAUAACAUACUAAAUGCUUUACGGCAGAGUCAUGACAUAUAAGUUCCAAUUCAUGUAAUCUCACCUCCUCCAAUGCAAAUCUCUCCUGUGCACCACUUCCUCAUGUGCGAUGGUGGAUUUCGGUGCGUCGUCCUCACUAACACUUCCGUGAUCAAUAUAUUUAAACAGUAGAUCCGUCUGUUUGUGGAGCGCUUGAGCCUUCAGUAGUCUCCUGUUUCUGUAUCCAAGGCCAGAUCAUUUCAGCUGUUCAGUAAAAGCCGCAGUGUUUCCUUAUCUCCAGUCACAGAGGGAAGCAAAUUGACUAUGGCGCAUAUAUAUAUAUAUAUGUACAUCUUGAUGCCUUUGCCAAAAUGUAUCUAUGGAAGUGUCCUCAUUGUCUGGACCUCUCGCAGGUUAGAUGCACAUCACUGCAGGGCGAUGUAGAAGCCUUUAAAUAAAGUGAGAGGUGGUUAUUUUAAUUCUUCACACUUCCCACUAGACUGGAAUAAAUCAGACUGAGCAGUCGACUGGAGGUCAAGUUUCUCUCCUGUUUUUGUGCUUUUUUAAAAUGACUGUAUUCUGUGUAAAUGAGUAAAAGUCAGUACAGAAUCGAGCUGCCACUAUAUGCAUCAGCGGUGGUGCAUAUCACUUACCACAGCAUCUGCAGUUUUGCCAUGUGAACCUGAAAGUUGAAUUUCCUUACUAAUGAAGCUGUUUUUCAUCUGUGAACUCUGUUCCCUCGACAUUGACAAAGCGCCUUUGAACACGUGUCUGAGUAACUGGUUGAUUUAUUAACUGCUAUUUAAUUGAAUGUGAAAUUAAAGCUUUUUCACAACUCUA